CCGGUAUGAAACAUCGUUGAACGGUCGAGAGGGUUUCCGCUGAAUGCGAUCAUGGGGAGGUUUCACGCCCGACUAUACAAGACCGACCGUGCGCGGGACUUCGAUCAUGAACAGGAUCGAUAUGUUCGCAUGCGCCAGAUCUACGAGACUAUCGACCGGCAGGGCUAUCAGUGGAUUGUCGUGCUGGUCGCUGGUCUCGGUUUCUUCCUCGAUGGUUACACACUCUUUGCCAGUAACAUGGCCUUGCCCAUGAUUUCUUACGUUUAUUGGAGAGAUGAAAUCUCCUCGCUGCGACUGACCUGCAUUAAUAUCGCAACAUUGGCCGGUACGCUGUUUGGUAUGGUGAUCUUUGGAUUUUUGGCAGACAAGAAUGGCCGAAAGAAGAUGUACGGUGUCGAGCUGGUCCUUUUAAUAACGUCCACGCUCGGCGUUGUGAUGUCGUCAACCGGUGAGAAUGGCAGUAUGAAUAUCUAUGCCUGGUUGAUCUGGUGGAGAAUCUGCGUCGGAAUUGGUGUCGGCGCUGAUUACCCAUUAUCGGCUGUGAUCACCUCUGAAUUCGCACCAACGAAACAUCGAGCCCGUAUGAUGGCUAGCGUCUUCUUUAUGCAGCCGCUGGGACAGAUCGCAGGAAACUUGGUAUCUCUAAUCGUCAUCGCCAUCGCUCGUAGCAAGGGCUCUGACGACCUCACCCGCACUGUCGACAUUAUGUGGCGCUGGGUGCUGGGUAUCGGUGUCGUACCAGGCGCUAUUGCGUGUCUCUUCCGGUUUGCCAUUCCUGAGAGUCCGCGCUAUCUCGUGGAGAUCGAAGAUGACCCCGUUACUGCCCAGUUCGACGCGACCACGCUCUUCAGUGACCAGGCCUCGAGCCCUGCUUUCGACCAAACCAGCUUUGCAACAGGGACUGGCAGUGCUAUCCAAUUACCACCCAUCUCAUCACUUGCCAGUGACUCUAUCGAUGAGGACGAGGAGUACAGUAGUCACAUGCCACCGGCAACGCUGAACUCCCACUGGCGCCUUGCCCGCACAGAUAUUAUUCGGUACUUCUGGACUGAAGGUAACUGGCGCAGCUUGGCUGGUACUGCUUUUGCGUGGCUGCUCCUUGACUUUGGAUACUAUGGAAUUGGUCUUUCCAGCCCACAGUUCUUGGCCAAGACCUGGGGCUCUCUACACCUUAGUCACCCAGCACCUAAUUGGGAGACCGAUGACCGACCCGGCGCCAGCGUCUAUGAUCAACUCUUUAACACCUCUGUCCAUGGCCUUGUCAUUUUGAAUAUUGGCAGCUUUGUCGGAGGUCUCAUUUUCAUUCUUUUCUCCCACCGCAUCGACCGUGUCGCUCUCCAAAAGUACAUGUUCGUGGCUCUGGCAGCUCUUUUCAUUGCUCUGGGCAGCAUGUUCAUCAAUCUCUAUACCUAUCCGCCGGCCGUCGUCACUUUGUACAUCGUUGGCCAAAUCCUUUUCAACUUUGGCCCCAAUGCAACAACUUACAUGAUCCCUGCCGAAAUCUUCCCUACCCGUUACCGCGGCACUUGCCACGGUAUCAGCGCUGGCGCCGGCAAACUCGGCUCUAUUCUCGUUCAAAUCUUUUCAACAUACUACCGCUUCAGCGGUGCCGAUACCAUUUCAACACGCCGUCACGGCAUCAUUCUUUUCGUCUUCAGCGCAUGCAUGAUCCUCGGUGCAGCAGUCACACAAUUCUGGAUCCCGCCCUUGCAACAAAAGAAGGGCUCAAACCUGAUCUGGGGCGGCAAGCCGUAUACCCUCGAAACAUUAUCUCUUGGCCGCAUGGGCCGCAAGAGUCGCGAAAAUAAUUUGCGGAAGAGGGCAUCUCGGCAACGCGCCAUGUCAUUCAGUGGCUAGACUUUUGUCAUUCUUCUUUCAUUCUUCUUUUUUUUCUUUUUCCCUUUAUUCUUUACUUAUACUUUUUCCUUGCUGUGAUCUAUAGACGGUGUUUCUCAGGAUUCAGGGCUUGACAUCUCUUUUAGUUUGGAGUGAUGUGGAUGGAAUUUGUGUGGACUUCUAAUCCUUUGGACUGGGUUGCGUGGGGGCCCGGAUGUAUUAUCGUUGGCUGGAAAUACUUGAAUAGAUACCCCCUUUUACACUUUACUGG
Penicillium subrubescens is the source of this 2107-nucleotide messenger RNA. Its product is annotated as phosphate transporter. Lineage: Eukaryota; Fungi; Ascomycota; Eurotiomycetes; Eurotiales; Aspergillaceae. Bases 52 to 1857 code for a protein of 601 amino acids. The record is from RefSeq and is a predicted model, not a curated record. Gene Ontology annotation, molecular function: transmembrane transporter activity. The transcript has 5 exons. Gene Ontology annotation, biological process: transmembrane transport.